This is a messenger RNA of Argentina anserina (silverweed cinquefoil), 2779 nucleotides long. Its product is annotated as inactive glucose-1-phosphate adenylyltransferase small subunit 2, chloroplastic. Bases 1151 to 2632 code for a protein of 493 amino acids. NCBI's taxonomy places the organism in Eukaryota, Viridiplantae, Streptophyta, Magnoliopsida, Rosales, Rosaceae. The transcript has 11 exons. Gene Ontology annotation, molecular function: glucose-1-phosphate adenylyltransferase activity. The record is from RefSeq and is a predicted model, not a curated record. Gene Ontology annotation, biological process: glycogen biosynthetic process.
GUGUUGUUGUUCCAUUUUUGAACUGUUAGAAAAUGUGUGGGCGAUGAUCAGACAUGGUAGACGUAUAGCCCAGAGUUCGGCUAUUUGUUGAUUUACUAAAGCCCUGCCAGAUGAAUCUUUAUGUUGAAGAAACAGAAAACUAGCUUGUUUGUGUUCCUGUACAUUUGCACCCGAACUUUCAGAUCUGGGAAGUGGACAGGCAAUGACGCUGUUACAAGCGAUGACGCAGUGUUUGGAGACAAUGUCCGGUUGAUUACCAGACUUGCAGUUUGUCUAUUAGCACUGCUGGACAAUAAUGUGAACCUAGUUGCUUAGUUUUCUUGGGACACAAGCGUAGUUUUGAGAGGGAUGAGGAGGGCGGACUGAUGAGCUUGAAAGUUCCGUCACAUUUACACUCCCUCAACACAUAAUAUAUGAAAAAGAAAAUCCAAGGAGAUGCAUAAAAGAUGACCCAAUGCCUACCUUCAACCCCACUCAUUCCAAAAUCCCAAUUACAGUCGCCACAACGCUCAAGCUGCAUUUCCUAGUUAAGUGACAAAUAUGCCCUCAGAUUUUACUUUUUACUCCCUCCCUUUGAACUAAUGCCCGACUUAUUUACUUUAAUUUUUUUUUUCUUGGACCCCUAGAAUAAAUUAUAAACUACUUUAUGAGUUAUUAUUUCAAGCAAUCGUUCACCCAAUAGCAUAUACAGAAGGGUGUUGGGGCAUAAUGGUCAUCUGCAGUUGGCAUUUUCAUGUUGAACAAGCUGUCGCUGCAGAAGUCUCUUUGUGCAUCUGUUAACCAUGAUUCAAGUCUUAUAAGACAGACAGCACAAUUGAAAACAACAAAAAGAAACUACAAAAGGCAUAAGAAGCUUAGAAUCAAAGUUAUACAUACACAGCAGAAAGAUUGAUAUAAGGCAUCCUUCAUGUGUUAGUUAGGGACAUCUUCAUUAGAAAAAUGAUUUGCUGAAAACCCAAAUGCUUGAUUCUAGGUUCUAACCUCUGGCCAUGAAGGAAGAGUUCCUUACUAGUCAUGAGGUGGAAGAAAACAAAAUAUUCCCGUCUUGUUCUCUCUAUUUAAUCUUUACUCAGUUGGGAGGAAGGGAAGCAAUAUAUGCCUUGAUACAUCAGCAUAUACAUCAAUUUGCAACUUGCCGUUCUACAUUGUCAUGGUGAUCUUGCAGGGUUGUCUUCCCUCCCUUGUUAAUAGUAAUACUCAAACAAAGCAUCCCAUUAUCGUUGGAUCAGAUUAUUGGAAUCAUGAAAAGCGUUCACUGAAGCUUCAUUCUAGUGUUUCUCCAAGCUCAUUGAUAUCCAAUUCACAGCAAACUCAAUCUCCCACUGCAUUGUUUCCUCCCAUUAAUCAGACUGUGGCAGCUAUUGUAUUUGGGGAUGGACCAGAAUCACAACUCCAUCCAUUGACAAAGAGAAGAUCAGAAGCGGCCAUACCAAUCGCAGCUCGUUAUAGACUGAUUGAUGCAGUUGUGAGCAACUGCAUUAGCAGUAAUAUACACAGGAUAUAUGCUCUAACACAAUUUAACUCGACUUCUCUCAAUUCCCACAUUUCCAGGGCUUAUUCUGGACUUGGUUUUGGAAAUGACGGGUUUGUUGAAAUAAUUGCAGCAUAUCAAAGCCCUGAUAAUAAUGGGUGGUUUCAGGGAACUGCUGAUGCUGUUAGAAGAUGCCUGUGGCUGCUGGAAGAGUAUCCGAUGUCUGAGUUCUUGGUCCUUCCUGGUUACCAUCUCUACAAAAUGGACUACCAGGAACUCAUCAAGGCCCAUCGAAACAAUAGGGCGGACAUUACUGUUGCAGCAUCAGUUCAUAGGUUUAUUCAUGACCCUGGCUUUGGCUUUUUAGAUGUGAAUUCUGAAAAUCAAGUUUUGGAGUUCAGAUUGAAGUUGGACGAAGGGCCAGCCAAUAUUCACUUAGCCGACGGCUCAAGUAAAUCCAACAGUACUGCUCCAAGUACCAUUAUCACAAGUAUGGGAAUUUAUCUCAUCAACAGAGAUGCAUUAAAAAGGCUCCUAGAAGAGCAUUUCCCCGAGGCAAAUGACUUUAGAAGUGAAGUGAUUCCGGGUGCCAUAUCUCGUGGAAUGAAGGUACAAGCUUAUGCAUUUGAUGGAUACUGGGAGGACAUGAGGAACAUUGGAGCAUUCUACCAAGCAAAUAUGCAAACUAUAAAGAGUACAGACGUGGGAUAUAACUUCUAUGAUAGAGAAAGUCCAAUCCACACUUUGCGUCAUUGUCUGCCUCCAACUCUUAUAACUGAUUCUGUGAUAACAGAUAGUGUAGUUGGAGACGGUUGUGUUCUCAAUGGUUGCAGGAUCAAAGGUACAGUAGUUGGAAUGAGGUCAAGAAUUGGAAUUGGAGCAAUUGUUGAGGAUUCAGUGAUCAUGGGUUCAACUUUCUAUCAAUCAAAGGCAGAAGAUAGUGAAAACAAGAAAGGGGCAGACAUUCCCAUCGGAAUUGGUGAAGCUACUCAAAUAAGGAAAGCUAUUGUAGACAAGAAUGCAAGGAUUGGCAAGAAUGUAAUGAUCAUUAACAAAGACAAUGCCCAGGAAGGGGACAGAGAAGCUGAUGGCUAUGUCAUUCGUGAGGGGAUAGUAGUUGUUCUUCGAAGUGCUGUAAUCCCAGAUGGCACUGUUGUCUGAGAAUUCUAAAACAGUUUCCCAUUCUUUUAGCGUUAAUGAGAUGAACUAAAACGUGUACAUCUUCAUUUGGUUCAUUCAUACCAAAUAUAUAGCACUCAAGUGCCAUCAAUACAAGAUUUUAACAAUUCAAACAAGCUGUAUUGUAGU